Molecule: messenger RNA, 1519 nt
Organism: Mugil cephalus (flathead mullet)
Lineage: Eukaryota; Metazoa; Chordata; Actinopteri; Mugiliformes; Mugilidae
Product: GTPase IMAP family member 9-like
Exons: 1
Coding region: 390-1238 (282 amino acids)
Molecular function (GO): GTP binding
Source: RefSeq, a predicted model, not a curated record
AUGUGCAGCUUUAAUACAACAAGGACAUUUCCAGACACACAGACAAACAUAGAAGGAGAGGAAAGAGAAAAAGGUACAUUUCAAAAGAAAGAACACAAAAACAAACCAAAAGUGUUCACUACAAACAGUCAACUUGUAACUGUGUUGAACAGGUGUAUCUAUACAAUUCAUACAAGACUUCUGUUCAGCUCUUUGGCCGUAAACUCAAACUCACUGUUGAUCAUUUUUUUUUUAAGCAUUAGCAUUUUUUGUUUUUUGAGGUCUUGUUAUUCAAUGAGCUGCUGAUAGAGAUGUGAUGGUGGUAACAUUUCGUAUUUUUAUCUCUUUACCUCAUCUCUAAUGUCUCUGUCAUUUCUCCAACAGAUGUUCAACAGGAGAAAGAGCUGAGGAUGGUUCUAGUUGGGAGAACUGGAGCUGGGAAGAGUGCAGCAGGAAACACCAUCUUAGGAGAAAAAGCUUUUAAAUCCACAAUGAACGUUACUUCAGUAACAUCAGAGUGUCAGAAGGAAACAGGAGAGUUUGAAGGUCAGAUCCUGGCUGUGGUUGAUACUCCAGGUCUGUUUGACACCAGAUUAAAUCAGGCUGAAGUGAAGAGAGAGAUUGGUAGAUGCAUCUCAUACUCUGCUCCUGGUCCUCAUGUGUUCCUGGUGGUGAUUCAACCAAACAGAUUCACUAAAGAAGAACAGAAAACAGUGAAAAUCAUUCGUCAGAUCUUUGGAGAAGAAGCAGCUCGUUACAUGAUGGUCUUGUUCACUCAUGGAGACGAUCUGGAGGAAGAUGGAGUCUCCAUGGAUGAUCUGAUUAAAGGAAACAAAGCUCUCAGUGACUUCAUCAGUCAGUGUGGAGGAAGAUUUCAUGUGUUCAACAACAGAGGUAAAGAUCCAUCUCAGGUCAGAGAUCUGCUGAAGAAGAUCAACCACAUGGUUCAGGUCAAUGGAGGAAGAUAUUACACCAAUGAGAUGUUCAGAGAAGCCAAUAAAGCCAUACUGGAAGAAAUCAAACAACUUCUGACAAUAAAUGUGUUGAUGAAGAUUGAAGAGGCAAGAAAACAAGCUGAAAGAAACAACAGCUUCAUUCGGGCCAUCUUAAAAGCUAACGCUGUAAUUGCUGGAGCACUUGCUGGAGGACUUGUUGGAGUCGCGGGAGGUCCAGUGGGAGUUACAGUGGGAGCUAUAGCGGGAGGUGCAGCUGCAGCUGCAGCAAUGGCAGUGAAGCCGAAGCCAUGUGUGAUUCAGUGAUAUCACAUCAUCAUAUCUUGGUCUAAUGGUCCAUGAGAUUUCAGUUCCUUCAGAGAUGAGGAGCUUCAUGAUCUGAAUAAUCGUUAUUUCUUAUUGAUUGUGUGAUUUUCAACCAAUCAGCUUCUCCUGUGACCUCUGGAGUCAUUAACGACAGAAACUAAUGUUGUAGAUAAAGUUAGUAGUUAUUUUCCUGUUGUGUCCUAAUAUCUAAAGCAUCAAUCACUCUGUGCAUCAUAACCACUGCUGUAGUACUCAGACAUUAAAGCUGCUUUCAAACCUCU